Molecule: messenger RNA, 4942 nt
Organism: Sphaerulina musiva SO2202
Lineage: Eukaryota; Fungi; Ascomycota; Dothideomycetes; Mycosphaerellales; Mycosphaerellaceae
Product: P-loop containing nucleoside triphosphate hydrolase protein
Exons: 8
Coding region: 757-4572 (1271 amino acids)
Biological process (GO): transmembrane transport
Cellular component (GO): membrane
Molecular function (GO): ATP hydrolysis activity; ABC-type transporter activity; ATP binding
Source: RefSeq, a predicted model, not a curated record
CUUUGACACGGGUAUGCUAAUGUUCCAUCGCAGCUUUGCGUACAUGGAGAUCAAUCUCAUCAUGGCCAAAAUGUUCUGGAAGUACGACCUGGAGCUAGUCGAUAAGGAGCUGGACUGGGACAAGCAGAGUCAGCUGCAUGUCAUGUGGUGGAAACCGGAGCUGAGGGUUCGCUUUAAGGAGCGAAAGAGGGCUAGCUGAAGGUGAAGUGAAGGCAAACAAGGUCGAUCUGGAUCUGCGCCCGUGGUGCUCUUGAUAAGACGACGCUGUAUAGUGGCGAGUUGAAAGGGAUUCUUCAAAGUUCCUGAUUUCGCAUCGACGGCGUUCUUGUAGCGUUCUUAAAGGGCUUCUUAGAGGUGCGGAGAUCCAUGCUCUUGACUGUCGGAAGUCCAAUGUGCAAACCGCAGUUGCACCCCCUUUCCGCCCUUCCAAACUGAAUCCACAAUGUCUUCGCAUAUCGAAGUGCCACGAGUAAUGUUACGAACGCAGGUUUCCGGCUCUGAGAUGCGGGAUCUGCCAGGAUUAACUUUGACUUCGGUCUGCGCAGACGCCGUAGAUAUGGCUAGUUAGGGCCGAAAGGGGCAUGGUGCCAUCGACCACAAUGUGUUGGCAUAUGAUCCGAUUCUAUCACACCCUCUCAAAUGAUAGCUUGAUGCUCGAAGUUGUCGAGAAAGAAGAAGAAGAGGAAGAGGAGGCAGAAGAAGUUCUUUCCAAUCAUACGCUUCUUCAAUUUUUCUCCCUCGCCCUCCCGUCACGCAAUGAUCAACGGCGGAGGGUUGCAGCAGCAACAGCAGAUCCAUCAAGAGAAACCAGCAAACGAAAAGAGUGAUGAGGACUCUGUACUGCAAAGCCAGAUCGCUGCGCCGGAGAACUGGCCCAGCCCAGGCCAAUUCUUUUGGAGCUGCACAAGCAAGUCUGACCGACUCGUGCUUGUUAUUGCAACCAUAGGAGCUGUAGUAGGGGGUGCUGCUUCGCCCUUCUCCGUCGUACUUCUUGGUUUUGGUGGAGAAUCCUUUCGAGGCUACUUCACGGGUGAAACGACAAAGACGGAGCUCCUGGAAGGUAUCAAUCGACUCACUCUCCUGUAUCUGUGCCUCGCAAUCGUCACCCUGGUCGCAAUCUACAUCGCCACCGUAGGAUUCACGCUCGCAGGGGAGCGGAUCUCACAGCGAAUCCGUGAGAAGUACUUGGCCGCAGUGCUUCGGCAGAAUAUUGCCUAUGUGGAGACCCUCGGGGUGGGCGAGGUCAAUAAACAGCUAACGACAGAUGUGUACUUGAUUCAGGAGGCCAUCACGGGCAAGGCAGCAGCGCUUAUUACUGCUCUGGGCACAUGUAUCUCGGCGCUCAUCAUUAGUUUCAUCAAGAGCUGGCUCCUGGCCCUGGUGAUCAUCCCAGCAGAGCUGGUUAUAGUUGCAUCCAUGAGCACGGGGGCAGCCUUCAUGAUUAAGUACACCAAACAGGCGGUCGCUGCCUAUACGUUGGCAGCCAAUAUAUCGGAUGAAGCAUUAGGCUCUAUGAGGACUGUGGCCGCCUUUGGAAUGCAACGCUCGCUGGUCCACCGCUAUGCCACACACAUUGCCGUUGCACGAGCGGCGGGCAUCCGAAGUGGUGUGGCUCUCGCCUGCAUGAUAGCAGCUCUGAACAGCAUCAUCUGGUGGACAUAUGGCUUGGCAUUCUGGCAGGGGUCCCGGUUUCUCGUCCAAGAUAAAGUCUCCCUGUCUGCUAUCAUCACCGUCCUUUUCGUCACCAUCUCGGGUGCGUUUGCUCUGGGCAACGUCAGUCCCCAUGCUCAAGCGUUUGUGGACGGCAUCAUGGCAGCCGACAAGAUUUCGCAGAUGAUCAGCCGCCAAUCGCCGGUAGAUUCCAGUUCAAGCACGGGCUACACACUGCCCAGAGUCGCCGGUGCAGUAGAAUUCAAGCAUGUCCGGCACGUAUAUCCAUCCCGCCCAGAGGUCCUCGUUCUCGAUGACUUCAGCCUUACUUUCCCACCAGGAACGACAACAGCGAUCGUCGGCCACUCUGGCUGCGGCAAAAGCACCAUCGUAGACUUAUUGGAGCGACUGUUUCUACCUACCAGCGGCAGCAUAUAUAUUGACGGGCACGAUACCUCCAAGUUGAACGUCUCAUGGUUGCGGCAGCAAAUCGGAUUGGUUGGUCAAGAAGCAACUCUAUUCUCUACCACUAUCUUUGAGAACAUCCGGUAUGGCCUGGUCGGCUCCGAAUCGGAACACUUGCCUGUCGAAGCAAUACGACAUCUGGUCGAGGAGGCAGCGAAGACGGCAAAUGCGUAUGACUUUAUAUCCAAGCUACCGGAAGGCUUCGAUACCAAGGUAGGAGACUGUGGCUCCCUGCUAUCAGGAGGCCAGAAGCAGCGGAUAGCAAUUGCCAGAGCGAUCGUGAGACACCCGAAGAUCCUCGUGUUGGAUGAGGCAACGUCCGCCUUGGAUGGCAAUGCAGAACGUCUCGUGCAAGAAGCGUUGCAACAAGCGGCCAUAGGUCGCACCACUAUUGCAAUUGCCCACCGACUUUCGACCAUCGCAGACGCGGAUAACAUCGUCGUCUUGUCGAAAGGGACCAUUGUGGAGCAAGGUACGCACCAAGCACUGAUGCAGAAGGGGGAACUCUACUGCCAGAUGGUCGGAAAUCAAAACAUGCAAGCGGCCAUGCCUCAUGCCCUGGAAAGCGACAAGACCUUAACGAAGCAGGAAACUCUACCGAAGGUAGUGACUAUGGAAGUCUCCUCGGAUUUUGGCCAUGAAAGCGGCAGCCAGCCAGAUUCCAAACCCAGUGCUGCUGUGUCCAUCUGGAGUCUGGGACUGUUUGUGUUCCGACUGAAUAGUAAAGACCUCCCCCUGAUCCUCUGCGGUCUGGGCUUCUCUAUUAUGGCGGGAGCUAGCUUCCCCACCCAGGCAGUCUUCAUGGCCGAGAUCUUCACUGCUAUGUCGGUGGGUAGGUCCAGAUACGAUGAGCUCCGAAGUCAAGUCAACUAUUGGUGCUGGUUCUACUUGAUGAUUGGAUUCACUACGGCCAUUGGAUGGCUAGGCCAGGGGGUCUGCCUCACUUUUUACUCACAAGAACUGACGUACCGCACGCGAGAGAAGGGCCUGGAUACGAUAUUGCACCAUGAUAUGAGUGCGUUUCUCCAAGACGACCAUACUGUGGCGGCUCUGUCAAAGGCGCUUUCCAGUAGUUCCAGCCACCUCGAGGGACUCGGCGGCUCCCUGGGUGGAACCAUUCUGGUAGUCUGCACUCAACUCAUUGCUGGACUCGCCCUUGGCUUGGCCGUUGGUUGGAAACUUGCGCUAGUUUGUGCCUGUACCAUUCCGGUUCAACUCGUGUGUGGGGCCCUCCGGCUGAAGUGUCUGGCGUUGCUAGAGGCCCAUGGGCGCAAGGUAUAUGCAGCAUCUGCAGCGUACGCGUGCGAGUACAGCACCAACAUUCGGACCGUGGCAACGCUCACACUCGAGAAGGACAUUCAGCAGAACUUCCAUCGCAUCUUGGAGACCCAGCGCAAGCGAUCUCUCGUUUCAACGAGCCAUUCUGCGCUACUGUACGCAGUCUCUCAGUCAGUGACGUUCAUGUGCGCUGCACUCGCGUUCUGGUAUGGCAAUCGGAUGAUCGUGAACGAGGGUUACACCAUGUUUCAGUUCUUCGUCUGCUACGCGGCGAUUGUCGAAGGAUCCUUUUCUGCGGGUGCCAUCUUCUCGUUUGCUCCUGAUAUGGGCAAAGCGAAGGAGGCUGCGCGAGAGCUCAAGGCGUUGUUCGAGUUGCCAGUGAACAUUGAUGCUCGAGGAGACACCGGCUACACGUCACCCGAAGUGGACGGAUCUGUCUCACUCAGAGGGGUGUCUUUUCGGUAUCCCAAUCGUCCGGAGCACUUAGUGCUGGACAAGAUCGAUCUCGAAGUGAGUCCAGGUCAAUACGUUGGCCUCGUUGGCCCUAGUGGAAGUGGAAAGAGCACCAUUAUCGCUCUGCUCGAACGUUUCUUCGAUCCUGAGGAGGGCCAGGUCAUGGUUCAAGGCACCAAUGUCAGGAAUUGGAAUGUCAAGAACCUCCGUAGCCACGUGGCCCUGGUCAACCAGACGCCAACGCUGUUCGACGGAACCAUUUACCAAAACAUUGCAAAGGGGGUAGAAGACGAAGGGCCGUCCGAGGAAGACGUCGUCCAGGCAUGCAAAGACGCCAACAUCCACGAGUUCGUCCGCUCGUUGCCAUUUGGACUCAAUACACUCGUCGGUGCACGAGGGACCAUGCUGUCGGGCGGCCAGAAGCAGAGAAUCUCAAUCGCACGGGCUUUGCUACGAAAUCCCAAGAUCCUUCUGCUUGACGAAGCAACAUCGGCGCUAGACUCGGAGUCCGAGAAAGUGGUGCAGGUCGCUUUGGAUGCCGCAGCUCGUGGCCGAACGACGAUUGCAGUUGCGCAUAGGAUCAGUACGGUCCGAAACGCCGACUGUAUUUAUGCAGUGCUGGAUAAUGGCCGCAUCGUAGAAACGGGAACACACGACGACCUGAUGGAGAUUAAAGGCAAAUACUACGACAUGGUCCAGCUUCAGAGCCUCGAUCAAAAUUCCUGAGUCAUGCUCAGCACAUGGCCGAGUAUGUGUGCAGCCCGCUCAAAGAUGGCCACAUUUGCUGGUAUAUACGAGGCAUGGUGGAGACAACGAGUAUGUUUGUCUGUACGGCGGAGGAUCAGUUAAUCGGCCGUUGAUAUGCCGCUUGCGCGAGAGGAGGCUGCUGGUGCUGCUGCUGUCGGUCCAGGCCUUUUCCAACGGUAUUGUUGCUGCUGGAAAAGGGGGUAGCAAGAUGUCAUUGCGCAUACAAGUCGACCCGUUGCGGGAAGCUCGUGGCUGUAGGAGGUAGUCCAGUCGAGUCCUGGUCAGAAUAAAGGUGGUAGACGCCUCCAAGUGAGUAGAUUUUCCGGGCGAAUAAUGGGAUGGCGAGACG